Lasiosphaeria miniovina is the source of this 951-nucleotide messenger RNA. RefSeq lists its product as uncharacterized. The record is from RefSeq and is a predicted model, not a curated record. The coding region runs from base 1 to 951 and encodes 316 amino acids. Gene Ontology annotation, molecular function: protein binding. NCBI's taxonomy places the organism in Eukaryota, Fungi, Ascomycota, Sordariomycetes, Sordariales, Lasiosphaeriaceae. The transcript is spliced from 3 exons.
AUGAGGUGGAGUAAUAAACCAGAAGUUGUCGGGUCACUGGAAGGAUGCGAGGCUGCUACCAUCUUGGUCGGCCAGGAGCAGCGCGAGUUUAAUCUGCACAAGAACCUCCUCUGUGAGACGAGCAGCUUCUUCCAAGAACAGCUCGAGCACCUCGAACAUGAACAGACUCCAGUCCAAACCGCCCCUAGGCCCUCUGACGACGAUGACAUCAUGUGGCUGCCCGCCGAGAACGCCGACAUGUUCGAGCUCUUCGUGCUGUGGCUCUACCAGAGGCGCUCCUUCCACAGCUUCCUCGAUGCCGCCAUCCAGAAGAUCACCCCCGCCCAGUGCCGCUCGCUCCGCUUCAACCUCAUCCGCCUGCACCUCUUCGCCGUGCUGAUCGACCUGCCCGCACUCCAGGACGUGGCCAUGGACGCCCUUCAAGACAUGUACCUGCACCUCGACUGGGCCAUGUCCCCGCAGUUCAUCGCCUUCAUCUACGGCGAGUGCCAGACCGAGCAGGCCUUCAGGCUGCGCAAGUGGGCCGUGGCUAUGCUCGCUUGGACCCUGCACGGCGGCGACACGAGCGUUGCCCAGGCCGGCCACUUUGACCGCCUGUUCGUCGCCUUCCCCGGCCUUGCCGAAGAGUACCGCAAGCACCUGACCAAGAUGGUCCAGAGCAAGGCCGACGUCCGCUUCAAGAACCCCCAGCUCCGCCUCCCCGUGAACAAGCUCCGGAACGGCGAGCGCUUUUUCGGCUUCCGCCAGUGCAGCUUUCACUCUCACCGCGCCACCGUCGGCGAGAGCACCUGUCCCCACCUACUCGCCACCAUAUCCUCCCCCGAGCUCCGCCCGGCAGCAAUAGCGAAACCACAGUCCGACGACGUGGAGUUCGACGUCUCAGACACCGAGCAACUCAUCUUGACCUCCGUCAGCGACCUGCAAAAUAUCUCGUUUCUCGACUUGUCAUGA